Molecule: messenger RNA, 1892 nt
Organism: Eubalaena glacialis (North Atlantic right whale)
Lineage: Eukaryota; Metazoa; Chordata; Mammalia; Artiodactyla; Balaenidae
Gene: GGH
Product: gamma-glutamyl hydrolase
Exons: 9
Coding region: 101-1057 (318 amino acids)
Biological process (GO): tetrahydrofolylpolyglutamate metabolic process
Cellular component (GO): vacuole
Molecular function (GO): gamma-glutamyl-peptidase activity
Source: RefSeq, a predicted model, not a curated record
GCCCCCGCCCCAAGACCCGGAUCGGCCAGGAGUCCGCGGUUGAGUCACUUGGCUGCGCGCCGGCAGUGCCUUUGAAAGGCGGCGGGAGGCGGCGAGCGCGAUGGCGACCUUGGGUCUUCUGCUGAGCGUGCUGGGCCUGGUCCUGUGCGGGACGGCGAGCCUUGGGCUGUCCGCUCCUCCCGCCCCCACCUCCAAGAAGCCCAUCAUCGGAAUAUUAAUGCAAAGGUGCCAUAGUGAGAACAUGAAAAUCCUGGGAAAAUACUAUAUUGCUGCAUCCUAUGUAAAGUAUCUGGAGUCCGCAGGUGCGAGAGUUGUACCCAUAAGGCUUGAUCUUAAAGAUGAAGAGUAUGAAAAGCUUUUCAAAUCUAUUAAUGGAAUCCUUUUCCCUGGAGGAAGUGUUAACCUCAUGAAGUCAGGUUACGCCCACGUGGCCAAAAUAUUUUACAAGUUGGCCAUACAGGGUUUUGGUAAUGGAGACUAUUUUCCCACGUGGGGGACCUGCCUUGGAUUUGAAGAGCUUACGUAUCUGGUCAGUGGGGAGAGCUUAUUAACCCUCACAGAUACUGUUGGAAUUAAAAUGCCACUGAACUUCACUAGAGGUCCGUUGCAGAGCAGAAUGUUCCAGAAUUUUCCUGCUGACUUGUUGCUGUCAUUAGCAAUAGAACCUCUGACUGCAAAUUUCCACAAGUGGAGCCUCUCUGUGAAGAAUUUUACAAUGAAUGAAAAGUUAAAGGCAUUUUUCAAUAUAUUAACUACAAAUACAGAUGGCUAUAUUGAGUUUAUUUCAACAAUGGAAGGAUACCAGUAUCCAGUAUAUGGUGUCCAGUGGCAUCCAGAGAAAGCUCCUUAUGAGUGGGGAAAAUUAAAAGGCAUUUCCCAUGCGCCUAAUGCUGUGAGGGCUGCAUUUUAUUUAGCAGAGUUCUUUGUGGCUGAAGCUAGGAAAAACAAUCACCAUUUUGAAUCCGAUGUUGAAGAGGGCAAAGCACUAAUUUAUCAGUACCGUCCAGUUUAUACUGGGAACAUUUCUUCGUUUCAGCAAAGUUAUAUAUUUGAUUGAAAGCCUUCAAUGUGUUAACAGAGAAAUUUUGAUUAACUCCAUGAUUAAACUGUUGUAAUAACUUGCUACUCAUGACGAUAAUAGAAGGCCACAGAGAUUCCUUUUCUAUGAUGUUACUGGCUCUGAUUCUUCAUUCAGUAUAUCUGACUAUUUAUAUCACAUUUGAUAAUCAGUCAGUGAGACAGAUACAUAAUCUGAGUGUUUUUCAUGGAAAAGCUUUCUUUUAUCUGAAGAUUAGAAAAAAAUAAAAUUUAUUGAAAAUACAGAUACUUUAUUUUUUCUAACUGAUUGAUUCUGGAAAUACCACUCCCUACCCAUCCACCUACCUCAUCCUUGCUGAAGACUCUUUAUUUUUUUAUUAAUUUUUAUUGAGUUAUAAUUAACAUACAACAUUAUAUGAGUUUUAGGUGUGCAACAUAGUGAUUUGAUAUUUGUAUACAUUAUAAAAUGAUCAUCACAAUAAGUCCAGUUAAUGUCACCAUAGGAGAUUGUUACAGUAUCAUUGACUGUAUUUUCUCUGUGUAUAUUACAUCUUCAGGACUUAACUUAUUUUGUAACUGGAAGUUUAUAUCUCUUAAUCCCCUUUACCUACUCUGCCCUACCCCCUACCUUUCUCCCCUCUGGCGACCACCUGUUCGUUCUCUGUAUCUGUGACUGUUUCUGUUUAGAUGUGUUUGUUCAUUUGUUUUAUUUUUUAGAUCCCACAUAUAACUAAAAUCAUUCAGUAUUUCUCUUUCUCUGUCUGACUUAUUUCACUUAGAAUAAUACCCUUCAGAUCCAUCUGUGUUGCCACAAAUGUCAAGAUUUCGUUCUUUUUUAUAGCUGAAUAAUAUUC